AUGAAAACAGAGCGAGAGAAGAAGAGAGCGAUCUUAAGUGAACGGCGAAAGGAGCUGAAUAUUGACCAUCUCAAACAGGACAAACUAAUGUAACUGGGUUCAGAAGAACUUUACACUGGCAUGUAGUUCUGAUAACAGUAUGAGGGACAUUCUCCAAUAAUUAAUAUGUUAAAAUCUUACCCUAACCAGAUUAACUACUCUCUCAUUAUUAAUUAUACACACUUGUACAUGUGUGAAAUAGGACAAAUAAACGCACCAAAUUAUUAUUAUUAUUAUUAUUAUUAUUAUGCCACAGAUGUUCAGUUAACCUCUGAGCAGAAUUAUAGGCUCUUCCUAAUUUCCCCUAUGUUAUGUUAUUUCCACUCCAUAUAGAGAGAAGGCUGCUGACCUGUGGAAGUGGAUAUAUCAGCUUGAGGCAGAGAAAUUUGAUCUGCAGUACCAACACUCACGGCAGAAAUAUGAU
Coregonus sp. 'balchen' is the source of this 463-nucleotide messenger RNA. Lineage: Eukaryota; Metazoa; Chordata; Actinopteri; Salmoniformes; Salmonidae. The record is from the annotation of a GenBank genome assembly.